UUGAGUCUGUAGAUUGACUGAUUGACUGACAGAGGCAAAUUAACCUACAAACCCGCACGGGAUGUGGGAAGAAACAAGAUCACCUGGAGGAAACCCACGCAGAUUAUGGGGAGAACGUGUAAACUCCACACAGACAGCACCCGAGGUGCCCAAAUGUCUUUUAAAUAUUAUUAUUGUAUCUGUGUUAAUUACUUUCUCUGCCAGCUCGUUCCAUGUACCCACCACCCUCUAUGAGAACACCUGUCCCUCAUAUCCCUUUUAAAUCUUGCCUCUCUCACCUUAACUGUCUAGUCUAAGACACCCCUACCCUGUGCGAAAGACUGUGCCUUUUCUGUGCCCCUCAAGAUUUUACACAAAUUAUAUACAGUUAUUGGUUAUUCAUUUAUUAUUGUCACGUACCAAGAUACAGUGAAAAAGUUUGUUAAGGGUUCUAUCCAAUCAAAUUAUGAUAGAUAAAUCAAGAACUGCAGAUGCUAGUUGAUACCAAAGAUAGAAACAAAGUGCUGGAGUAACUCAGUGGGUCAGGCAGCAUCUCUGGAGUAAACGGAUGGGUGAUGUGUUGUGUCAUGACCCUUCUUCAGACUGCAGUUUAGUCUGACCCGACCUGAAACGUCACCCAUCCUUUUUCUCACGAGAUGCUGCCUGACCUGCUGAGUUACUCCAGCACUUUGUGCCUAUCAAAUCAUGAUAUACAUGAGUUUAAAUAUACCGUACAUGUGAACAACAGGUACUGCAAAGAGGAAAAUAAACAGUGUAGUAUAUACUGUUGCAGCUAUAGAGACAGUGUGGAUUUUAAAAAUGUGCAUAUCUGCAAUGCGGGAGAUUAAAAGAUUGUGAAUUAAUUGGGACUACACCCUUAGUUUAUGAGAGGAACGUUAAAGAGCCUGAAGACAGUGGGAAAGAAGCUGUUGCUGAAUUUGAUGUGAGGGACCUAAAGUUUCUUCCGAGAUAUCCAGGAAGAUGGGUUCCAUUAAUUUGGAGGACCCAUCCAUUAACGCAAGCUUUUACGGUGAGGAAUAUAACUACACUGACAUGGACUUCUCUCCCUACCUUCCCUGUGUAAAGGAGGAAGUCAAAGCCUUUGGAAAGAUUUUCCUCCCGGUCCUGUACAUUACGGUAUUUAUUUUUGGGAUGUUGGGCAACAGCUUCCUCGUCCUCAUGAUCGUCAAGUAUCUCAAGCUGAAAACGAUGACCGACAUCUAUCUGCUGAAUUUGGCCAUUUCCGACCUUUUAUUCGCUGUCUCCCUUCCUUUCUGGGCCAUGUAUUUGACCUCAGAGUGGCUCUUUGGAAACGCCAUGUGUAAAAUAAUAAGCGCCGUCUACACCGUGAAUUUCUACAGCGGUAUCUUCUUCAUAGCUUGCAUGAGCAUGGACAUGUAUCUGCAAAUUGUCCACACCAUGUCCAUGAAGAACUACAGAACAAUUCGCAAGAGCAUCAUCAUCAGCGCUGUGGUCUGGACCUUGGCAAUGAUGCUCACGAUUCCUGAAUUCAUCUUCAGCCAGUCCAGGAAAGUCGGCGAUAGGUACACCUGCCUCAGUCAUUAUGGCAGCGACCAACUAGUCUUCUGGAAGAUAACAAUCCAACUCCAGAUCAACAUCAUUGCUUUUAUCAUUCCCUUCUUUGCCAUGAUUUUCUUUUAUACCAGGAUUGCGUCUGUCCUCCUCAAGUCCAGGUCGUUCAGCAAGGACAAAGCCUUGAAACUGGUUGUCAUGUUGGUCACCGUGUUCUUUGUGUUGUGGUUCCCUUACAACAUUGUCCUUUUGUUGCACUCCCUGGAGGAUAUCGGUGUGAUCGGUGGCUGCGAGGUGAGCAAGAGGCUGGAUUACGCUCUACAGGUGACGGAGUCCAUUGCCUUCACUCACUGCUGCUUCAACCCGCUCCUCUAUGCUUUCGUGAAUGAAAGGUUCAGGAGGCACCUGAAGAGUAUGCUAAUGAAGAUCUCCAAGAAGACCGGUUGCUACAAGGACCUGGGAAUCGUUGUGGCCACUGCUCCAGAGCAAAGUGAACUCAGCAAGCAGCAGUACUGCGUGUGCUCUGAUGUGGAAAUGACUGUGGUGUAGGCAUGACUUGCAGACACGUAAAACAUAGAACAGUACAGCACAAGAACAGGCCCUUCGGCCCACAAUGUCAUGUAGGAUCAUAUAGGACCAGCAUUAAGCCAUUCGACCCAUCAAGUCUACAUCAACGUUCAAUGAUGUCUAUUUUUCCCUCUCAACCCCAUUCUCCUGCCUUCUCCCCAUGUCCCCUGAUACCCACACUAAUUAUAUCUGCCUCCACCACCAACCCUGGCAGUGUGAUUCAGGCACCCACCAUAAUCCAUGUAAAUAAGUCGCCCCAUACAUCUCUCUGAGUGAUCCCCGCACACAGUGUUGAGCGGAAGUCAUUCUUCCUUUCUUAGAAACAGAUGUUGAAUUGGAUCUUCACGUCCGAAGAUACUUCAACUUGCCAGCGUGUACAGAGCGCUUGUGAACUAACGAUAUACAUCGUAAAUAUAUUGUUCUACUAUCAGCCAAAGGGACUAAGCUUUUUUUAUAGAACCUGUUAAGCUUCCCCUUCCAAAACACUUACAUUCACAACAUUGACAUGCCCACGAAUAACUCCAUGUCUCUGGUGUCUCCAAUCUCAUCACUUCAUUCUUUCCCAGAUGAGUCCGACUGAACCAUGGAAUCAUUGAAAUGUUAUGGCAUAGAAUCUGCCCACAGUGUAUGGUGGCACCUACAAGGUCGUUCUCAUCGUCCCAUUCUCACACACCCUUCCCAUGACCCAGCAGAUCACCUAUUUCUCAAGUGGACACAAGGUGCUGGAGUAAUCCAGCAGGUCAGGCAGUAACUUUAGUUUUAGUUUAGUUUAGAGAUACUGUGCAGAAACAGGCCCUUCGGCACAUCGAGUCGGCACAUACCAGUGAUCCCCGCACACUAACACUAUCCUACACACACGAGGGACAGUUUACAAUUAUACCAAAGCCAAUUAACCUACAAACUUGUAUGUCUUCGGAGUGUGGGAGGAAACUGGAGCACCUGGAAAAAACCCUCGCGGUCACAGGGAGAACGUACAAACUCCGUGCAGACAGCACCCAUGGUCAGGAUCGAACCUGGGUCACUAAUGCAAUAAGGCAGCAACUCUACCACUGUGCCACUGUGCCCCUCUUCUCUGGAGAGCAUGUGUAAGAGGACAAUUUGGAAAAUAAUUGUGGGACUGCUCAGAGUCAGCAGGGAUUUGUAAAAUUAACAUUAUGUUUGGUAAAUCUGUUGGGAUUAUUCAGAGUAACUAAUAAUAGUUAAGGGGGAAACCAGUUAAUGUGGUGUAUUGUCACCUAGGUAAGACCUUUCAUAAGCUUUAGACUUUAGAGGUACAGCGUGGAAACAGACCCUUCAGCCCACCAAGUCCGCACUGACCAGCGAUCACCCCUUACACUAGCACUAUCCUACACACAUGGGACAAUUUACAGAAACCAAUUCACCUACAAACCUGCACGUCUUUGGACGUUAGGAGGACAAUGGAGCACCUGGAAAAAACCCACGCGGUUACAGGGAGAACGUACCAACUCCGCACCGACAGCAGGAUUGAACCCGGGUCUCAGGUGCUGUAAGGCAUCAACUAUCGUUACGUCUCUGUGCCGCCACACUAGAUAUUAACAAACAAUAUUAGAGCACAAGGUAUUUAUAUAUGGAUGUGGAUUGAGGAUUGAACUAUAGACAGAGGACACAUAGAGACGAGUCAUUCUCAGAUCAAGAAAACAUUAGUAAUCUGAUGCCACAGGGAUCCGAGCAGGAGCUGAUCUAUAUUAAUGAUUUGGAAGAGAGGACCAAGUGUAAUAUCUCCACGUUUUCUGGUGAUGCAAAACUAUGGAGCAAUAAGGGCUGUGAGAAGCAGCUUCAAGGGAAGGUACACAGAUUAAGAGAGUGGGCAAGAUGGACCGAAAUGUAGAAACAUUGCGAGGUCAUCCAUUUCGGUAGAAAAAUAGACGGAAUUCUAUUUUAAACUGGUGAGAUACUGAAAGAUAGACGCAAGGAACUGCAGGUGCUGGAAUGUGGCGUUAAACACAAGCACUUGGUGGCACAAUGGCGUAGUGGAAGAGUUGCUGCCUUACAGCGCCAGAGACCCGGGUUCGAUACUCAGUACAGGUGCUGCCUGUACGGAGUUUGUAUGUUCUCUCUGUUACUGUAUUGGUUUAUCUCUGGGUGGUCCGGUUUCUUCCUACACUCUAAAGACAUACAGGUUUGUAGGUUAAUUGGCUUCUGUAAGUAGUUCAGAGUGUACAGUAGACCUAUUGUAUGGGCGAUCGCUAGUUUUACAUGGACUUGGCGGGCCAAAGUGCCUGCUUCCAUGAUGUAUCUCUAAACUAAAC
This is a messenger RNA of Leucoraja erinaceus (little skate), 4349 nucleotides long. Its product is annotated as atypical chemokine receptor 2-like. The transcript is spliced from 2 exons. Gene Ontology annotation, biological process: immune response; chemotaxis; G protein-coupled receptor signaling pathway. Bases 961 to 2061 code for a protein of 366 amino acids. Gene Ontology annotation, cellular component: membrane. Gene Ontology annotation, molecular function: chemokine receptor activity. The record is from RefSeq and is a predicted model, not a curated record. NCBI's taxonomy places the organism in Eukaryota, Metazoa, Chordata, Chondrichthyes, Rajiformes, Rajidae.